Colletotrichum chrysophilum is the source of this 1011-nucleotide messenger RNA. RefSeq lists its product as uncharacterized. The record is from RefSeq and is a predicted model, not a curated record. The transcript has 2 exons. Lineage: Eukaryota; Fungi; Ascomycota; Sordariomycetes; Glomerellales; Glomerellaceae. The coding region runs from base 1 to 1011 and encodes 336 amino acids.
AUGGCACCGAGCGUAAUUGAUUAUUCAGACCAAAUCAUCACUCCCCCAAUUCCUGUCCUCAAAAGCUCUCUAGAGCCGUCUGAUUUUCGAGCCGAACUAAGGGAGAAAGGGUUUUGUGUCAUCAAGGGGGCAAUCCCAAAGGAUCGAGCCAACGACUAUCAGCACAAGGCUCACGACUGGCUCCUCUCAUUCGGCAAAGGGCUCAAACUCGACGAUCCUCAGACUUGGACGGAAAGCAACUUCCCAUUGACAAACAAAAUUCGUGUAUACCAUGGCUACUGUGUUGCCCACGAGAGGUUCAUGUGGGAUGCCAGAAUGGAACCCGUUGUUCUUGAUGCCUUUAGCCGCCUAUGGGGUACAGACGAGUUGCUCGUCAGUUUCGACUGCCUGAACAUCACCCUCCCGAACCGACCUGAUCUGCCGGCCAGAAAGGCAUGGGAGCACAUUGAUCAGAGCCCGAUGAAGCGCGGGGUUCAUUGUGUUCAGGGAAUCAUCAAUCUAUUACCCAAUGGCCCCGAGGAUGGAGGUCUAGUAGUGUACCCAGGGUCCCACAAGCUUAAUGACGAGUUCUUCGACACUCAUCCCGACGUUGCCCUCCUGCCAAACAACAAAGACGUCUACCUCUUCUCCAAAGAGGAGUUGGCCUGGUUUGAAAAUCGCGGACUGCGCCCGCACAAGGUGUGCGCCGAUGUUGGCGACCUGAUCAUGUGGGAUUCUCGAGUCAUUCACUACGGCUCAGAUCCAACACCCUUAGGAAACACAAUCAGAACGGCCAUCUACGCGACGUAUCAGCCGGCGAGACUUGCGAGUCCGGAGCAGUUGGCGCUGAAGAAAAACAAGUUCGAGCACUUUGGCAGCACGACGCACUGGCCUUAUGAACACAGCACAGCUGGUCCUACCUACGCUAUUCUGCCGGACGGAACAAGGGAUUCUCAUGAUCGUGACGAGCCACUCGAGAAGCCGGACCUCACGGACAAGCUACUGAAGCUCGCGGGUGCCAGACCAUAUUAG